Chlorella variabilis is the source of this 1515-nucleotide messenger RNA. RefSeq lists its product as hypothetical. Gene Ontology annotation, molecular function: ATP binding; ABC-type transporter activity; ATP hydrolysis activity. The transcript is spliced from 13 exons. The coding region runs from base 1 to 1515 and encodes 504 amino acids. The record is from RefSeq and is a predicted model, not a curated record. Lineage: Eukaryota; Viridiplantae; Chlorophyta; Trebouxiophyceae; Chlorellales; Chlorellaceae.
AUGGACGCGGAGGAUGGCGGGGUGGCCAAUGGGCCGGCCAAAGGCACGCAGCAAGACAUUGAGGCGGGCGCUGCGGCAACAGAGAAGGGCAGCGUGAAGCCUGACAAGGAGGAGCUGCUGCAGGAGCUGGCUCAGGAUGCCGAGGUGUUUGCGCAGUCAAACGCCUGGCGGGCGGGCACAGAGGACGGCAAGGCCACCCGCCGCGCCAACUCCAUGCUCGACUCGGUCUCCAGGCUGCAAGCCAUGGAUGCAGGCGGCAUGUCGUUUGUGCGCCUCAAGCGGGUCAUCCACGUGACGCUGCAGUGGGAGAGCCUGACCUACACGGUGCUUGUGGGGCGGCGCAAGAAGCGGGCCACCAAGACGGUGCUGGACGGCGUCAGCGGCCAUCUGGCGCCCGGCCGCCUGCUGGCUGUCAUGGGGCUCACCGGCAGCGGCAAGACCAGCCUGCUGAACGCGCUGGCGGGGCGGCUGCCGCGCGGCGGCAAGCUGGAGGGGGAGGUGCUGGUCAACAGCCAGCCCCGCCUGCGCGGCUUCCGCAGCAUCGCGGCCUACGUUCUUCAAGACGACGUGCUGUUCCCCACGCUGACUGUGCGGGAGACGUUUGAGUUUGCGGCCAACAUCCGCCUGCCCGCCGCCAUCACCAAGCAGACGCGCACGCAGCUGGUGGACGACAUCAUCAGCGAGCUGGCGCUGGGCAAGGCGGCGGGCACGUACAUUGGAAGCGCGUUCAUGCGGGGCGUGUCGGGCGGGGAGCGCAAGCGGUGCAACAUUGGCGUGGAGCUGCUGUCCAACCCGUCCCUCAUCUUCCUGGAUGAACCAACCAGUGGGCUGGAUGCCUUCCAGGCGCAGAAUGUGAUGGAGGCGCUGUGGACGCUGGCAGGCAACGGCCGCACGGCGAGGAGCCUGGCAAGGGGGAUCAGGCCCUGGGCGCUCAGGAGGCUGCGCACGAUGUUUGACCAGCUGCUGCUGCUGUCGGAGGGGCGGGUGAUGUUCUUUGGGCCCGCCGCCGAAGCGGUCGACUACCUGGCACAGGCGGGGUUCAAGUGCCCGGCACAGUUCAACCCCGCCGACUUCUUCAUGGAUGUCACCAGCAUGGACUACCGCACGCCCGACAGCGAGGCGCUGACGCGGCGCCGCAUCCAGCUCCUGGGAGACCUGUACCAGCGGCAGGGGGCGGCCACCGCGGCGCACGUGGAGGUGGGCGAGAGCAGCAAGCGCGACAUGCUGCAGGCCAACAAGGACGAGCAGUUCGCCAACAACGUGUUGACAGAGUUCCAGCUGCUGCUGGGGCGCGCGUGGAGGAAUGCCAGCCGCAACAAACCCGUGCUGAUUGUGACGCUGGCCCAGACCGUGCUGAUCGGCUUCCUGCUGGCCUGGCUCUACUCAAACAUGAGCCAGACGUCUCCCGGGGCCAUCGCGGACGAGACGGGCAUCCUGUUCUUCGUCACCAUCUUCACAGGCAGGCGCAGGGGCAAGGGGGAAAGGGAGUGGAGGGAUGGGGAGGGGCGAGUGUAG